Molecule: messenger RNA, 895 nt
Organism: Chaetomium strumarium
Lineage: Eukaryota; Fungi; Ascomycota; Sordariomycetes; Sordariales; Chaetomiaceae
Exons: 3
Coding region: 166-726 (186 amino acids)
Source: RefSeq, a predicted model, not a curated record
ACCAUCCCCCACGUCACAGACACGCGUCAUCUUGGUCCUCGACAUUCAGUCUUGCACAUCACUACCUAGUGGCGAUCUCGACGCGUUUAUCACCACACACAUAGUGUGACGUCCUAAGCCAACGAAACCAUACAUCACCGCUCAUUGCGGCAAACGAAAUCAAUCAUGUCGAUAAUGGAGAGCGUCCAGCUUGCGCAGAUGCUCGCUGACCUGAGCGAUCUCAAUGCGAUACAGGAAUCGCAGGCCGCCAGCGCUCUCGUUAAUGCCAACAAAACACCCACGACCACAACAUCAGCGCCUGCCGACUCGAACAGGCCAUCAGAACAGCUGCAUCCUAAGCGACCGGACCUUCUACACCACCGGCGCACCGGUUCUGCUGGCUCAGCCGCGUCGACAGGCUCAUCCUUCAUGUCGCGGACGGGAUCCCCGGCCAAGUUUGACAAGCUCGGACGGCGCAUCAUCACGCCGCCCAACACACGUUCCAACUCGACGUACAACUCCAUUCCGGGGACGCCGCGACGAGAGCCUGAUUAUGAGGAUGAUGUCGAUCGCGCGGGUACUCUCAUGGCACUGUACGACAUCCGGGCCAGGUUGAGGGAUCAAGACAACGCCCGGACUCUAAACAAAUUGAGGGAAAAGAUUGAUGCCCUGCAUGCAAAACAGGUGCACGCUGAAAAGAAGGAUGCAGUCACUGGCUCGAGAUACAGUUAUCCAAAGAGCUCUUGAGGAGUCUCGAGACCCGGCAGGCAAGGAAGCUGGAAGUAUGACUGCUGCUUGUCGUAUUCUCGUUUACCGACGAUGAUUCUUAGGAUGGGUUAUGGCUGGUAAUGUGUUUAUGGGAUUACAAGGCUGUGUAUGACACGAUUCAGGUUAUCAUACCCGGAGUAUCACGGCG